UCUUCUUCUUCGUUGUGGCCGUCUUUCUCUCUGGAGGAGGAGGAGGAGGAGGAAGUGGGACUUUGUAAAUAGCUGGUCGUAUUUCUCUCGCCAUCACCUGCCAUCACGACUACCGACGACAGCAGCGGCGGUAGCAGCUGAGAAACAUCUGUAGCGGUGUUGAUACUUGCGCUUUUCCUUCUUCUUCCUUUCAACGAGACACAUUGCAAUCGGACGUUGACCCUGUGGAGGGUUUAUUUGUUGCAACUUCUUUUCCCCCCUUCCCCUUGAAAAAAACAAAAACAAAAAACAAACCAUGGAUGUGCUUCCAAUGUGUAGCAUCUUUCAGGAACUCCAAAUUGUCCACGACACUGGUUACUUCUCCGCUUUACCAUCUCUGGAGGAAUAUUGGCAACAGACGUGCUUAGAGCUGGAACGAUACCUUCAGAGCGAGCCUUGCUACGUAUCUGCCUCUGAGAUAAAAUUUGACAGUCAAGAGGAUCUGUGGACCAAAAUUAUUUUGGCGCGUGAGAAAAAGGAGGAAUCUGAACUGAAGGCCACGUGUACCCCAAAGGAGGAAAGCGUAAAGACUCAGAGUUUAGAGACUAACAGCUUGAAUUCUGACAUCAGCAGUGAAUCUUCUGACAGCUCUGAGGAACUUUCACCUACAACAAAAUUUACAUCUGAUCCCAUUAGUGAUGUCUUGGGCUUGACCAGUACAGGAAACUUGAGUUCAUCUGUCACGUCGACUCCUCCUUCCUCCCCUGAGUUGGGGAAGGAAGCCUCUUCCCAACCGUGGAAUUCUGCGCCUGGUGAAUUGCAUUCGCCGGGCAAAAUCCGUACUGGUAGCGGUGGAAAGACUGCAGAAAAGGGUGCCCCAGUGAAUGGCGAUGCCUCUCCGGAUGGGAGGCGGCGGAUCCACAGGUGUCAGUUCAAUGGGUGCAGAAAGGUUUACACCAAAAGUUCACAUCUGAAAGCACAUCAACGUACCCAUACAGGAGAAAAGCCUUACAGAUGCUCAUGGGAAGGGUGUGAGUGGCGUUUUGCGAGGAGUGAUGAGUUAACCAGACACUUCAGAAAGCACACGGGUGCCAAGCCUUUUAAAUGUAGUCACUGUGACAGGUGUUUCUCCAGGUCUGACCACCUGGCCCUGCACAUGAAGAGGCAUCUCUGAGUGGGUGAAGAGGUCGAAUCCUGUGGGCUAAGAGGCUUCGAGGUCAACCAGCCUUGAAAGAAGGGAUGCGUGUUCCAGCCAAAGCAUGCCAUUUUGCACCCUAACCCAGUUGCCUCCAGGGCCUCUCUUCCUUGGAAGGUCUUCAGAGGGCUAAACAAGUCAUGUAAGGAAACGGCAUAGCGACCGCACGGUUGUGGGUCUCGUACGCUGGCACCCAACCUUCUACGCCUUCUGCCGUGAGCACGUGCACUGAGAAUGUUAAUGAUUGGACGACUGUAUGUUAUUGAGGAUCGUACUGGGCGACUGUAUGCUGAGGCACAUGAAUACCUUUUGUUUGUUUGUUUAAUUUUUCUUCCGUUUCGUUCCUCGUGGUUGUUUUAUAACCGUAAGCGAGAGAGAGAGAGGAAAGGUCAGCCGAAUGGGGGAGGGCGGGGGAAUCAUUUGCGUAUGUGAGGAGUAUGUCGCAAGAAAGGAGCGAUCAAUCAUUUCCAAGGGGAGGGGCGAAAGGGGUGUCUGCACCUUUAAAAAAAAAAGACGAAAGAAAUAGAAAGAGGGAGGGGAAGAUGGAGGGGAGGGGGUGGCGAGUCAGGACACCAGAAUGGAGGGAGGGGCCCCUAUCCUGUGUGAGAGGAGCUUUUGGUGUCUGGUCCAGCUAUUAAAUGUGCAAUGUGUCAAGUAGCUUGUUUUACUUGCUACAGAGCUCAUUUGUAAUCCAUUGUAUAAGCUGUGUAUUUACAAUAUAACACAACCUAUAACUUUUUCAUUAUAAUACAAAGAUUAUUGCAUGGUUCUGGGGAACUAUAUGCUUUUCCAUUCUUUAAUCAGGACUUGCAGGUAUUUCUUUUGUUUUCUCUCCCCCUCUCUCAAUUCCAGUUAAAAAGCUGCUACAAUGCAAUUGGUUUAAUGUUACAUAACAUACAGAUCCUGGAUUUUUAUUUUUUUAUUUCGUCCUGUUGGGUGGAUAAAACCACUGUAGGUUAGAAACUGUUAAUUUUUUUUUAAGAAAAGAAAAGAAAAUUCUCAUGCAGCUAUGUUGGGGUUUUGGUUUUUUGUUCCCUUACUCUUUUAUUUAUGCCUUGAGGUCUCUUAAUUUCUGGUUUUCUAGCUGUUAAUGCACUGUUGACCUUAAUAAUGGUGCCUUAUGCAAAAGUGAUCUCUUCUCGCAAGAGGUCUUAUACAGGGGUAUGGGUGAUUUGUGCUUCGUUAAGGCUCUCUUGUCACCUGACAUUAGUACUGUAUCAAAUGUAAAUUACGAAGAGGUGGAGGAAAGCAUAGGCUGAUCUUCAGGGUUUUGUUUUUUUCCAUGUAGAAAAAGCAUCUUUGGACAAGUCAACACAAUAUUACACUUUCCCUUUUAAAAAUCCCAUGGAAUAAUAUGACCGGUUCUGCCACCUUGAAAAUCCCUGAUUAUACAUCCUUGCACAACCAAUAAUACGUGUACAGAACAUGCACCCUGAACCUCCCUUUCCCAUGUACCUCAAAAUGUUACAGUUCCUCCUUUUUUUAAAAAAAAAAAAAAAGUCUGGGAGCAUUACAAAAAUAAUCAUUUGCUUAAAAUGGCACAAGUUCCAUGUCUUUAUAUCAAGCUUUCUCUUGGUUAAUACUAAAAUAAAAUUCUCUCUUUUU
Messenger RNA from Lacerta agilis (Sand lizard), 2779 nucleotides. RefSeq names its product Kruppel like factor 6 (gene KLF6). The record is from RefSeq and is a predicted model, not a curated record. The transcript has 4 exons. Gene Ontology annotation, biological process: regulation of transcription by RNA polymerase II. NCBI's taxonomy places the organism in Eukaryota, Metazoa, Chordata, Lepidosauria, Squamata, Lacertidae. Gene Ontology annotation, molecular function: RNA polymerase II cis-regulatory region sequence-specific DNA binding; DNA-binding transcription factor activity, RNA polymerase II-specific. The coding region runs from base 296 to 1153 and encodes 285 amino acids.